AUGCAACUGACCUUGUUCCUCACAACACACAAACGGCUCAUUUCCAUCACCAACUGGGUCAUCAUCUCCACUAACCGAGUUGUCAUCACCACCAACCGGGACACCAUCACCACCAACCGGGACACCAUCACCACCAACCGGGACAUCACCACCACCAACCGGGACAUCAUCACCACCAACCGGGACACCAUCACCACCAACCGGGACAUCACCACCAACCGUGACAUCAUCACCACCAACCGGGACAUCAUAACCACCAACCGGGACACCAUCACCACCAACCGGGACAUCACCACCACCAACCGGGACAUCAUCACCACCAACCGGGACACCAUCACCACCAACCGGGACACCAUCACCACCAACCGGGACAUAAUAACCACCAACCGGGACAUCACCACCACCAACCGGCACACCAUCACCACCUACCGGGACAUCACCACCACAAACCGGGACAUCAUAUCCAGUAACCGAUUUGUCAUCGCCACCAACCGGGACACCAUCACCACCAACCGGGACAUCACCACCACCAACCGGGACACCAUCAACACCAACCGGGACAUUACCACCACCAACCGGGACAUCAUCACCACCAACCGGGACACCAUCACCACCAACCGGGACACCAUCACCACCAACCGGGACACCAUCACCACCAACCGGGACAUCACCACCACCAACCGGGACAUCAUCACCACCAACCGGGACACCAUCACCACCAACCGGGACAUCACCACCAACCGGGACACCAUCACCACCAACCGGGACACCAUCACCACCAACCGGGACAUAAUAACCACCAACCGGGACAUCACCACCACCAACCGGGACAUCAUCACCACCAACCGGGGCACCAUCAUUACCAACCGGGACACCAUCACCACCAACCGGCACACCAUCACCACCAACCGGGACAUCACCACCACAAACCGGGACAUCAUCUCCAGUAACCGAUUUGUCAUCGCCACCAACCGGGACAUUAUCACCACCAACCGGGACAUCACCACCACCAACCGGGUCAUCAUCUCGUCCAACCGGGCUGUCACGUCGUAA
This is a messenger RNA of Homalodisca vitripennis (glassy-winged sharpshooter), 1053 nucleotides long. RefSeq lists its product as uncharacterized. NCBI's taxonomy places the organism in Eukaryota, Metazoa, Arthropoda, Insecta, Hemiptera, Cicadellidae. The record is from RefSeq and is a predicted model, not a curated record. The transcript has a single exon. Bases 1 to 1053 code for a protein of 350 amino acids.